Molecule: messenger RNA, 4316 nt
Organism: Astyanax mexicanus (Mexican tetra)
Lineage: Eukaryota; Metazoa; Chordata; Actinopteri; Characiformes; Acestrorhamphidae
Product: zinc finger protein ZFP2-like
Exons: 2
Coding region: 210-1316 (368 amino acids)
Source: RefSeq, a predicted model, not a curated record
UGUCGGCAGUGUUCAGCUGUGUGUGAAUGAAGAAGAGUAAAUGAUGGAUCUUCAGAACUCCAGCAGUGGAGGAGGACCUCCUGUCCUAAAAAUAAACAACCAGGAUAUUUAAUAAAGAACAGUGUUAAACUGCUGAAAGAGGUGAAGCACAAGCCAUCCAGAAGAAUCUCCUGAAAACGCAGAAAUUGUUUGCUACAUUUCACAGACAGAUGGAGCCAAGUCCCAACAUGGAGAAACAUCAGCACUCUGUCAAGAGUUUUACUAAACAGAGUGAUCUCAAAAAACACCAGCACAUUCACACAGGAGAGAAACCGUAUCACUGCUCAGACUGUGGGAAGAGUUUUACUAAACGGAGUCAUCUCAAAAGACACCAGCGCAUUCACACAGGAGAGAAACCGUAUUACUGCUCCGAUUGUGGUAAGAGUUUUACUACACAGUGUAAUCUCAAAAUUCACCAGCGCAUUCACACAGGAGAGAAACCGUAUCACUGCUCAGACUGUGGGAAGAGUUUUAAUCAACAGAGUACUCUCAAACUGCACCAGCGCAUUCACACAGGAGAGAAACCGUAUCACUGUUCAGACUGUGGAAAGAGUUUUACUGAACAGAGUACUCUCAAACUGCACAAGCGCAUUCACACAGGAGAGAAACCGUAUCACUGUUUCGACUGUGGGAAGAGUUUUACUCAACAGAGUCAUCUCAAAAUACACCAGCGCAUUCACACAGGAGAGAAACCGUAUUACUGCUCAGACUGUGGAAAGAGUUUUACUGAACAGAGUACUCUCAAACUGCACCAGCGCAUUCACACAGGAGAGAAACCGUAUCACUGUUUCGACUGUGGGAAGAGUUUUAAUCAACAGAGUAAUCUCAAAAAACACCAGCGCAUUCACACAGGAGAGAAACCGUAUCACUGCUCAGACUGUGGGAAGAGUUUUACUAGACAGAGUGAUCUCAAAAAUCACCAGCGCAUUCACACAGGAGAGAAACCGUAUCACUGCUCAGACUGUGGGAAGAGUUUUACUAGACAGAGUGAUCUCAAAAAACACCAGCGCAUUCACACAGGAGAGAAACCGUAUCACUGCUCAGACUGUGGGAAGAGUUUUACUAAACAGAGUCAUCUCAAAAAACACCAGCGCAUUCACACAGGAGAGAAACCGUAUCACUGUUCAGACUGUGGAAAGAGUUUUACUAAACAGAGUACUCUCAAAAAACACCAACGCAUUCACACAGGAGAGAAACCGUAUCACUGUUCAGACUGUGGGAAGAGUUUUACUUUACAGAGUGAACUUAUAUUACAUCAGUGCAUUCACAAGAGAUAGAAAAGUAUCCCAAAUCUGUUCCUCUGCCAUAAAAAAUGCAAACCUUAAAUCUUUCAGACAGCCAAAAACACCUCAUCAUGCACAAAAUCUUCACUCUGUUACAAGAACUUCAUUUAAAAAUGGCUUUUUACAGGUUCAGAAAAAUGAAUCUUAUCCAGAGAUGAUGUUUACUGAAUUUCAUGCUGUGUUUUUAUGUAUGUUUGUAUACCUACAUUAGUUAAUGCCUGCAGAGCUCUUCAACACUUAGUGUUGUGUUUUAAGAAGUUUUUACACACAGAAUCAUAAAUGGUACCACUAACAGCAUAAACUAGGAACAUACAUUUUUACAAUUUUUUCAGUGAUAUGCUGAAUAAAUAGUAAAGCGAUGAUGCUAGCUCAGAGUAAAAUCGUAUAUUAAAUCCCAGCAUUAGCUUUAGAACUAAUAAUAAACAAAAGUGAGGAUUUUAUCAUUCUGGGACAUUUUUAGGUUUAAAAAUUGAAUAUGCUUUGCCAUAAGUAGGAAAUUAUCAUUUGGUCAACUUAUGUCAUUUACAGCCUUAACACAUUCUCAAUUGUUUACAUAUAAAAACUUUCUUUAUUUUUUCCUCCACUCCACGUUUGUAGUUUGUAGUUGGAGCGAGGGCACUGCCAGUGUUUGCUCCAGAUGUUAGAUUAGCAUUACUUAGUCUUUUAAAAUUUAGAUGUCGUAGUUUAAAGGAGUAGAGUAUUCUUAGGAGUAGAGAAUAUUCUUAGCUUGCAACAAAAGGCCAACAAAAUCCUUUUCAGAGUUAAAAAAAAAAACGGUCUAGCUGUAGUUUCCAUACUGAAAGCAACACUCAGCAGGCUAUGCAGCAGUAAGACUGCAGGAUCCUUGAUUCCCUCUACUGCACAUGUGUCAAACACAAGGCCCGCGGGCCAAAUGUGGCCACAUCCAAGCGAGAGCUUGUAAGAUCUUAGUGUCUAUAAUAAAUAGGUCAGAAGCGUUCUUUGACCAAAAACUACAUUUCCCACAAUGCUUGUCGAUUGUAUUACCCGCGAAGUUACGGCUUACUGCCACUACACGGCAGUGUAGUCAUUGAUGUGGAAACCCUGCCGGAGGGAAGGCGUAACUUCGUGGGUGGAAUUGAGACACACAAACGUUUAUCCCAUAAUGUCCAGAAAAAGAGAAGCUGAUGCAGACGGACGGCUGUGCUUCAAGGCGAAAGACCGGUACCAAAAUAAACGCUUGUUAGGAGAGAUAUAAGUUUUGUGUAAAUAUUUAAAGUUUUAAUGACGUUAAUAAACAUCACUGUGACAGCGCUAGUCACAGUUUCACCGCAGCAAAGGAGGAGCACGUGAAUCACUUAUCUAACCAGCCUGUACUGAUUUCUGCCCCCAAUAACCCUUUCAAUAACCUCCAAUAGCCUUUAAUAGUCUCCAGUAGCCUUCAACAGUCUAACCUUGCAGCCGUGGUGUGUUCUAAACUCCGUAGUUAUAAACAUCCUGAGGUUAGCAGCGCGCUAACUGACCUGUUUAUAAUGUAAUCCGAGCAGUGACGCCGUGAUGGCUGCUCUAAACUGCUGCUGUUAGCUGCUUGGGCUGAAAGAUGAACUGUAGAGAGCUGUAUUAUUCGGUUAGUGGGGUUAAAAUCUUUAUUUUCUACACAGAAGAAUUUUAAAAACUGUAAAAAUGCUCGUAUAACUUGUAUUUAAUGUCAUUUCUAUUCACUUGAAUAGUUUGGUUCUUGAUUGAUGGAGUUUUUGGAUUUCAUAACAUGACAAAUUAAAAGGAUUUAUUUUAAUAGAGCAACAAGCAAACAUUUUUUCCAUGCAACUGUAAUAUUUGAUUGAAUAAAUAGUAUAUUGAGAGUUAUUUAACAUUAAGGAGUAAUUACAUUCAUUUUAUAUUACAUUUGGUUACAUUUUAUUACAUUUAUAAGUUCCAUCUGGCCCUCAGUGGACAGCCAAUAUGCCAAUGUGGCCCUCGGCCAAAAUGAGUUUGACACCCCUGCUCUACUGGUUUUCUCAUUGGUCUAUGGUUCAGUCAGUCUGAUUAAAAAUCUGCAAGUUAAUCUACAGGGAUAUUUGGUUGUGUUGUGUUGCUAAAGUUAUAUACUCUGUUAUCUUUUCCUUAUUUGGUAUCGUUUUGCUAAAGGGUUUUUUUUAUAUCUCUAAAGGUACUAAAAAUAUCUAAUCCAUUUACUUUAUUGAUUGUUUUAUCCAGUACCAGCUAUUAUCGUUGUUUUACAUCACCUUAUGUAUUUACUCAUAUUCAUAUCUAUGUGAUUCAAUAAAAGGCUUUUAUAUUGCAAGAUCUGCAAUCUUAUCUAUUCUUUCAACUUAAGCAUUUAGCCAAAAGCUUUUGUACACAGCCAAACAUACAUUCAAGCAACCACUAUAUACAGUGCCUUGCAAAAGUAUUCGCCCCCCCCCCCCCCCCCCCCUUGAACUUUUCAAACUUUUGCCACAUUUUGGGCUUCAAACAUAAAUAUAUGAUUUUUUUGUUUGUUUUUUUGUGAAGAAUUAACAACAAGUGUGUAAGAAUACGGAGGAGUUUUGCCUUACUAUGUUCAUUGUUCAUUGAUUAAAGGGUCAACUUAGCAUGAUUGAUUUUUUCCAGCAGAACCAUGAGUUUCUGUACAUGUAAUCUAUAGUCUGAUAAGGUUGGGGUGACCGAGUUCUCGGCUGACGUAUAGGAUGAAUAACUGCUUAUCAGUAUCAGGAUCCGAGGGGUGUGAGGAGCCUCCUCACACACUAUUAGACUGAGGCCAGGCGAAUGCCUGUUUUUAUUAGACUCUGUCUAGGAAGAAGAGUAGAGUUGGGCGGGAGAGCUUCUCCCGAGAGGGACUACAGAGCCACAGGUCCUGUUCACACAGCCGAGAACUCUGGAAACCCCAACUUUUCUCACCUUUGGGGUUUUCCUCUUAUUUUCACCUUUUUAUUUCAAUUCAUUUUUCAAUAAUCUUUUUACUCAAUUUUUGAUGUAUCCAAAAAAACUGUUUUGCUCAGAAGAUUCUUUGAAUAAAAUCUGACGGAACUACAA